ACAUACACACACACUCCUGUUUCUGUUUUCAUUUAGGCAUUUAGGAAAUAGUGUGCCAUAAAAGUGUUGAAUUGUUGCACCGUGGGGUGAUUUUGUGUUAGCGAUGGAGUUUGAGAGGGACUGUUAGCUGGAGCUUCUGGUGAUGGGUCUCCAGAGAGCAGGAGGCAGGAGAAGAAGGUGCCAGUGCAGAAAUAGGGAUGACGUCAUUAGAUGAAGAGCACAUCAGCGGUUCUUUAUCAUCCUUUAUCUGAAAAUGUACAAGUGCAGAAAGAUUCUGCAGGAACAGCUAAGCGAUGGUGCUCAAAGCCAUUUAGUGCAGCAGUAUUAUAUGACAGCAUCUGCUUUCUUUAUAAAUCCAUCCCACAAGUCAGAGCUUUUCUCUCUUUUUUAUUUUUUUGAUUACUCAGCGACAAUGGAAGCACUAUCAUGCCCCUGCAGUUGUUAUGUAAUUGCUACAGCUGAAGGUGACUGCUGGCUGUUCCUGCCUCCUCCUUGGCAGGUUGUGGCACUUUUGUUUCCAGUGACAGCAAAGUGAACCUGGCAUCAGUAUUCUGCAGCAUCAGUGGCCUUUUCCAUGGUCAGUUAAUCUUGUGUUUGUGUCUGUCAAGCCCAGUCCCAUCUGCAGUCUUCGAUUACAUCAGCACACACCUCUUUGCACACUGCAGUCCCUUUUAAGUGUUGGUAUUUUUCAAUUUUUUGUUUAGGAGGGGGGGUGCAGAAGGGGAUCGCAGAGAGAUGAAGGGAGUGAUUGCUUUUUACUGAUGAUUUAGGAGGAGGUCACAGAGCGAUGUCGCAAGUCCCAUAACUCACACUGCGUCCUUUACCCCGUUCACCUGCGUCAUAGAUGGAGAACUCUGCAGCGAUUGGCUCGUUUCUGGGGGUUUGUUGGUUGAGCUUGCACCUCCCACACUGCACCUCUGCAUCAAUUGUGUGAAUGAAAAGUCACGGUUGUUGUGCAAGUUUGUGAUUAAUGGUAUGUAUCCUGCUCUUUAUGCACAUUUACUUCCUUCUGGGUUUCACUUUUUCUGUUCCGAGUUGCACGUCACCAAGAGCAAAAGGAUAAAUAUGUUGCACUGAUUAAACGUCCAGAGAGGUUUGACCGGAUUUGACUCAGAGCUGUGUUUACCAAACGGGUUUUGUUUGGUCUGCCCGAGCGAUAGGUGGGGGUGGGAUGUUUAGGAUGUAUACAGAUGGGAGAGAUUGCUCCCUCCUCUUUUCUGUCUCCCCUGCAGUCCGCGCGGUACUGCCCAGCAGUCAGCAGUUUGUUUAUGGGACUCUGUUUGCCAGGCUAAUCUUCCCGCCUUUCAAGCGGGAGAGAGAGAGCGAGAGAGUGGAAGGGAGAGAAGGAGCAAGAGUGUGAAAGUGAGGCAGUUGCAGUAGUUGCCAGGGACACACUCAGAAGUGAGUUUGCUGCUGUGAUUUAUUUUAUUUUUAAAUAAAAGUUUCACGCGUGCGACGGCCCAUCUGCUUACGUGACCUGCGUUGUAUGGUGAAGAUCGCCUCAGCAGCUGUAUGCGCGCAGAGUGCUGCACUGGAGCUGGUGCACCUGUAGCCCAGUUUGCGGAAGAGGAGCGCAUAUUUAGGGGGUAGCAAAGGAGAAAAGGGGAGUGCUGGUCAGCACAUCAUCACCACCACUGCAGUUCUGCUUCAUCACCUGCUGGAUGGGGGUACUUGUGUGCUGCGACUGUUUCUUCUAUAGGAAGUCGAAGACGAAGCCGAAUGGAAAGAAGCCACCUGCAGAGGAGAAGAAGCUCUACUUGGACACGGAGUUCACAAAAAUCCGCGUGGUGGACUUUGACCUGAAGGAGCUGGUGGUGCUGCCCAGAGAGAUCGACCUCAACGAGUGGCUGGCUAGCAACACGACGACGUUUUUCAAUCUUAUCAACCUGCAGUACAGCACCAUUUCAGAGUUCUGCACCGGGGACACCUGUCAAGCCAUGACCGCCUGUAGCACAAUAUACUACUGGUAUGAUGAGAGGGGGAAGAAGACGAAGUGCACUGCUCCGCAGUACGUCGACUUUGUCAUGAGUCUGUGUCAGAAGCUGGUCACUGACGAGGAGAUCUUUCCUACGAAAUAUGGCAAAGAGUUCCCCAACUCGUUCGAGUCCUUGGUAAAGAAGAUCUGCCGGUACCUGUUCCACGUGCUGGCUCACCUCUACUGGGCGCACUUUAAGGAGACGGUGGCUCUGGAACUGCAGGGCCACUUGAACACUCUGUAUGCACAUUUCAUCGUUUUCGUAAGGGAGUUCAACCUGAUCGACCCCAAGGAGACCUGUAUCAUGGACGACUUGUCUGAAAUCCUCUGCAAUCCGGCGCCUCUCCCCGCACCUGUCCCAGCCCCCUCCACCCCGGCCUCGGCACCCCCUCCUUCUUCACAAAACCACGUGACGGAGAGAUGAACGGGGGGUCGCGGCGGCGGCUCCGGGGGUGAUAGAAGACAAGAGAAGAAAAGCUUGGCCCCUCUUCCUUGGUGCAAGCAGGAUUUAAGAGACCUUCCUUCAUGUUUCGCCACAACAUCGACCGACCAGCUAGAAGGAAAGAGGGGGAGGGUUUUCUGCAGGUUUGGGAUGGCGGGGAGGGGUUUGUCACGCCAGCAGGAAAUGGCGUGAGCGUUCCUCCCAGGGACAAAUCCCUCCCAUCUUCUCUGCAAUUUAAACUAGGAACAAGAAAGUAUGUGUAUAUUUUAUUUUUACUUAUUUCUGUUGGAAGUUUUAUUCAGUUGGAUUUUGUUGGUGUGUGUGCGUGCGUGCGUGCGCGUGUGUGUGUGUGUGUGUCCACCUCUGUCUGCCCUCUUAACAUGCAGCACAGGAAACGGGGCUCUGCUUUGCUUCUGCUGUCUGUAGCUCAGGUGUGGAGAAGAGGUGUCCCUGCUCACCUGCUGGCUCGUCCUCCUCGGAGACCGCCUGCAGGUGCAAGGCCACGUCGAUGGUCAAUAGGGAGCCACGUUACUGCCCAACUGGGCGAUGCUAGCCAAUCACUGUUUGGGUUGUUUAUGUGUGGGAUGAUUGAGGCGUUUCCUACUCAGGACUUGAGAGAAUAAGUCACUGCUGCCAGAGAGGAGUUCCUCUCACUUUCAUUCUCUUCAACGCUGGUUGUGUUUAACCGCACUAGACUCACAUAAUCACCCCCAACGAACAUGUCCCACUACCUACCUGUAGGGGGCAGCAGACAUGUGGAGAAGGCCUCAGAUUGUAUUCUAGAUGUUUAAUCUGAUCAGAGAGCAAAGAGGUGCACAUUUAGGACGAGUCACAGCUGUGUGUUUGUGUUGAGCACAGCAGCAGCCCCCUUUAAGCCACCACCACCCGCUCCAGCAGCACAGAAGGACAAAGACAUGAGGUCAUGUCUGCAGGCCCAGAGGGUCGGAGACGGAUCGGAGGGGUGGGGACGGCGGUGAAGCUGCUCUGCUGUAUAACAGUCACUUCCUGUUCGAAUCGUAGGUUGUUUUUUUUUACCAGACCCUUUAAAUUUCCUUUUUUUUUUUUUCAAGAAUAUCAUCAAAGGAAAGUUGCUUUGGAAAUAUGAACCUUGUCACACAUGUAUAGAAAAUGCACAGUCUGCUUGGACUUUACUGUACAAAGAAUCACAAGUGGGUUCCGUCAGAUAUAGCCUCUGUUUAGAGGAGGAUUGGAUUUAUGAUUCUCCUAUUUUAUUUAUUUUAAAUUUUUUUUGCAGGGUUCCUCAGUUCUGGCUCAUUUUUAUGUAUUUUAAUUAAUAACUAAGUUAAAAGCAAUUAAAUAUUUUAAGCUCUGCAGAUUAUAAUCUAAUAAAAGAGAAAUGCCA
This is a messenger RNA of Nothobranchius furzeri (turquoise killifish), 3780 nucleotides long. RefSeq names its product MOB kinase activator 2a (gene mob2a). Gene Ontology annotation, biological process: positive regulation of protein phosphorylation; signal transduction. Gene Ontology annotation, cellular component: cytoplasm; nucleus. Gene Ontology annotation, molecular function: protein kinase activator activity. NCBI's taxonomy places the organism in Eukaryota, Metazoa, Chordata, Actinopteri, Cyprinodontiformes, Nothobranchiidae. The record is from RefSeq and is a predicted model, not a curated record.